AUGUCAAUCACUUCAACCAGCGGCCUCAUGUCAAACUACUCCCGUCUUUCCGAGCACCGCUCCUCCACCGAGGAGGAGAAUGAGAAGGAUAUGCAUCUGCGCCUGCAAUCCGAUGUCGAAGCUGCCGAGAGUCUGAAUCGCCGGACGGCGACAGCAGACAAGAAGGCCUCGAAAUGGAUUGACGGACGUACCGUCUCCGAUGCCAUUAUCGGUCUUUCAGACGGCAUGACAGUUCCAUUUGCCCUCACUGCGGGUCUGUCAGCUCUGGGCGACACCAAGGUGGUUGUUUUUGGCGGCAUGGCGGAGCUUAUCGCGGGUGCCAUCUCUAUGGGCUUGGGUGGCUACCUUGGCGCAAAGAGCGAAGAGGAAUCCUACAAAGCUACUCUCAAGGAGACCGAAACCCAAACAAUGACCGACCCCGCCUCCAUUUCCACCACCAUCGAGGAGAUCUUCGAGCCCUAUGAGCUGCCCAGCGAACUCGUCUCCCAAUUGACCGGCCAUCUCGCCGCCUCCCCCAUGCUCCCAUCUUUCCUUAUGAACUUCCACCACACUCUUCCCGAACCUUCUGGCUCCCGUGCCGUCAUCUGCGCCCUGACUAUCGCCCUUGGCUACUUCAUUGGCGGUUUCGUACCUCUCUUGCCUUAUUUCUUUGUCGGUCCCCACGAUGCUUUUGUCGCGCUGCGCUGGUCCAUUGCCACAAUGGCCGUUGCUCUGUUCCUCUUUGGUUAUGGCAAGACCUGCUUCGUGAGCGGAUGGAGUGGGCGCAGGAAUGUGCGCAAGGGCGUGAUCGGUGGAUUCCAAAUGGUGCUAGUGGGUGGUGUGGCAGCCGGAUCAGCCAUGGGACUGGUCAAGGCGUUCCAAGCACUGGCAAAUGGGCAUGAACAUGCCAAACAAGACUAA
Messenger RNA from Penicillium subrubescens, 900 nucleotides. RefSeq names its product VIT1/CCC1 transporter family protein. The record is from RefSeq and is a predicted model, not a curated record. Gene Ontology annotation, biological process: intracellular manganese ion homeostasis. Bases 1 to 900 code for a protein of 299 amino acids. Gene Ontology annotation, cellular component: fungal-type vacuole membrane. NCBI's taxonomy places the organism in Eukaryota, Fungi, Ascomycota, Eurotiomycetes, Eurotiales, Aspergillaceae. The transcript is spliced from 2 exons. Gene Ontology annotation, molecular function: manganese ion transmembrane transporter activity; iron ion transmembrane transporter activity.